Molecule: messenger RNA, 1159 nt
Organism: Oldenlandia corymbosa var. corymbosa
Lineage: Eukaryota; Viridiplantae; Streptophyta; Magnoliopsida; Gentianales; Rubiaceae
Source: the annotation of a GenBank genome assembly
UCGGUUUCAGAGCGCUCUAUAAAUACACAACCCUGAAGAUUCAGGGUACAAAAUAUAGGAUUUUCCCUAUUUCUUUUUCUCCCUCUAAUUUCGUUAUCCUUUACGUAAUUGGCUUUACCAACCCCGACCGCCACACCGAGCCGGAUAAAUUCAUUGUUUCCAGGAAGGUUUAGGACAUGGCUUCCAAGCGAAUAUUGAAGGAACUUAAGGAUCUUCAAAAGGACCCUCCUGUCUCUUGUAGCGCUGGUAAAUUCUCGCUCUCUCUACUUUUACGCUUGCAAUCCUUAUAAGUUUCUGUCUGUUUCUGUUUUAUUUUGUUUAUGUGCGGCGGGCAUGCAGUAAUUCUAGUUGGAUUUUGUUUUCGACGAUUGAUUGUUAUGGAUGGUUGUAGUUAACCUUGGGUUUGAGGUUUCGGUUAAAUUAAACAAGUUGUAAUUUACUACACUACUUUGGCUUUUUCAUAGAUCCAUCCUGUUUCAGAGUUUUGAAUUCAGUCAUGUUGUAGGACAGGCUUCCUUAACAAUAAUACUUCCUGAAAUCUCCAUUGGAAUUUAAGGGUUAGGUUUACCACUUUUAAGUUCAAGGACAGGCAAACAUUAAGGAAUUUUUAGUUUUUAAGUGGGCAGGGGUUCCUAAAGUUGCUAAUAAGUAUAAGGAUACAGAGGCCAUUAUAUCUCGUGUUAUUAUUCGUAAAUGCUGGGUUUCUCUAUCGCUGUAGCUUUCGUUGGUUAUGGUUUACAUGUGUGUCUUGACUAAAGAUAUGGUUUAUUUGUAUAUUUCAGGUCCUGUUGCUGAAGACAUGUUCCAUUGGCAAGCAACAAUUAUAGGCCCUUCAGACAGUCCUUAUUCUGGUGGAGUCUUCCUGGUUACCAUUCAUUUUCCUCCAGAUUAUCCAUUCAAGCCCCCCAAGGUUUCUUUCAAGACGAAAGUUUUCCACCCCAAUGUAAACAGCAAUGGAAGCAUAUGCCUCGACAUCUUGAAAGAGCAGUGGAGCCCUGCUCUCACAAUCUCCAAGGUGCUACUAUCAAUCUGUUCUUUGUUGACCGACCCAAAUCCAGAUGAUCCUUUAGUUCCUGAGAUUGCUCACAUGUACAAGACAGAUCGGAACAAGUACGAGAAUACUGCAAGGAGUUGGACUCAGAAGUAUGCCAUGGGCUAA